AGUUAAUUAAAUCGCCAUUAUCAUUGUACAAUUUUGUAAUACUAUUACGAUGUUCCUUAAACUGCUAAUUUUAUCUCUUGCGUAUUGUGCAGUGCAAGGUGCAAAUCUACGGUUUUAUCCUGAACAUAAAAGUAGAAUUGUUGGAGGUAAAGAUGCACCUGAUGGCGGAAUACCAUAUCAGGUUUCGCUGAGGAGCAUUUACGGCUCCCAUUUUUGUGGAGGUUCCAUUUUAGAUAAAAGGUGGAUUCUGACAGCUGCUCACUGUACUGUUGGGUCAUCAACUGGCAGCGUGAAAGUUGUGGUCGGCACAAACAGUCUUGUCGAUGGUGGAGAGAAGUACUCGGUGGACAAAAUUAUUGUCCACGAAGGUUAUGAUGGCGGUUUGAUCUUCAACGACAUUAGCCUCGUCAAGGUCACGAAAGAUAUCGUGUUCGGCGAGAGAGUAAAACCAAUAUCACUUCCGGAAUUCAAUACAAACGCUGACGCAGAACUACUUUUGACGGGAUGGGGGAGAUUAUCAUAUCCCGGUAAUUUGCCCGAUGUUCUACAAAUGAUUAAUGUGACUGCGUGGGAUAAUCCUGUAUUUGAUUCGCAAAUUUGCUCUCUUACAAAAGCAGGAGAAGGAGCGUGUCACGGUGAUUCUGGAGGUCCUCUGGUUGAAGACAAUCGGGUCGUUGGCAUCGUCUCCUGGGGCAUGCCAUGUGCCAGAGGAUACCCUGAUGUCUACACUAGGGUCUACUCUUUCCUUGAAUGGAUUCAGGCAAAUAUAAAUGAUGAAGAAAAUGAGAAGACAAAGACAACAUAACGUGUCUUAUAAAAAUAUUGUACUAUGUAUUGUUAUAUGCAAUUAGAUUUUGUAUAAAUUAUAUAUUUGUUUUCAAUUGAAAGGAAGUCAGAUCGUUGUCUCGCAGUAGUCACAUGUCAUUAUCAAGUUAUAAAGUGGCAGAUCUGAGACAGCAGGAUUCCUUAUUUCCCUUCACCAAUGUUAAUCGGGUAAUGAUUAACAAUACCGACCAUUUAACGCGUACGGAAAAGAAGCAAAAGGAAUAUUUUAUAUUAUCUGAUAUGUAGAAUGUAUCCUGUAAUUGUUACAUAUAUAUCAUCCAGUGAAGCUAUCAGAUGUCUGUAUUUAUUCCACUGAUGUUGGAGGAAGGAGCCUUGUUGGAAAACAUGACGCAGGCGUUACCUCGCUCUGAGGCGUUCUAUUUAAGGCUUGAAGUGCAACGAGCGACAAAGAGGCACAAUCGGCAUCCGCGUUCGGCAGCGUUCAUUCGUUAAAA
This is a messenger RNA of Pieris rapae (cabbage white), 1280 nucleotides long. RefSeq names its product chymotrypsin-1-like. Gene Ontology annotation, biological process: proteolysis. The record is from RefSeq and is a predicted model, not a curated record. Gene Ontology annotation, molecular function: serine-type endopeptidase activity. Lineage: Eukaryota; Metazoa; Arthropoda; Insecta; Lepidoptera; Pieridae.